CCUUCCAAGACAUCCAAAGCCUCUCUCUCUCUCUCUAGAACGCUCUGCAUAUCACACCGAGCAGUAUAGUUCAAGUAUUCUCUCUCUACCUCCCUUCUCUUUACACAGCAAUUCUUUCUUUCCAAUCGUCUCUCUUCUCUUCUCUUCUCUCUCUAAUCCGGUCUUAUCAUAAGAGAGGAUAUAGAUAGAUUACAGAGAGCUAACGUUUCGAGAAAGAAGGAAAAGAAUGCCUGAGAUGGAUGGGUCUUCCAAACCUCCACAGAUUUCCGAAAUGUUUCAGAAAUUUGCCCUUGCUUUCAAGUCUAAAACCUUUGAAUUCUUUGCCGAUGAAGACCCCGCUGGCGCCGGAGCGGCUGCCGACAGCUACGACUCCGACGGGUUUUCCCUCCUUGACUCCGCCGAGGAAGUCAUCACCGGUCAGAAAGUAGUCGUCAUCAAGCCCGACCAGCCCGCGUUCCCCAAACCCUCUCCGCCGGUUGCGAUGGAGAAAACACCUUCGAACCCGGAGACCCAGAUCAGACCCAUUAAUGCCCACUUCUCAGAACCGUUGAUUUCGUCGCUGUUCGCUACCAUUUCCUCUUUUGAAGCUUCGUAUCUCCAAUUCCAAACAGCCCAUGUCCCUUUUGUCGAAGAAAGCAUAAGCGCCGCUGACAGGGCCGCGGUGUCGCACCUCCGGAAACUGUCGGAUUUCAAGCAAUUGUAUAGAGAAUUUCGCCAGAAUCCGAAUUCCAACCUUGAUUUUCCAAUUGGGUCUUCCUUGGAAGCUCAGGUGGAGGAGAACCAAAGCAAGCUUCGAGCUCUGGAAACAGUCUCUAAUCGACUACAGUUGGAAAUUGACGAUAAAGCUGCUGAGGUUUUGAUUCUAAGACACAAUUUGGAUAAGAUUCGAAAACUUAAUUUGAAGUUGUCGAAAAGGUUAUCUGAUUAUGAAAAUCCAUCAUCUGAGGUCUUUUUGUCUAUUACAGUUUUUGAUUCUAUAUUGCAUGAUGCUUGUAGAUCAAUGCAUGUUUUUACUAAGAUUUUGAUUGAUUUGAUGAAGAAAGCGAAGUGGGACUUGGAUUUGGCUGCAAAUUCGGUUCAUCCUAAUAUUGAUUAUGUGAAAAAAGGGCAUUAUAGGUAUGCGUUUCUGUCAUAUGUUUGUUUGGGGAUGUUUCGAGGUUUUGAUUCAGAAGGGUUUGGAUUGGGUGGGAAUGAAGUCACGUGUAAUGGCGAUGGUGCUAAUUUGGUUAAGAAUCGUUCUUUGAAGCAAUUAAUCGAGCAUGUAUCUGAUGGUCCUUUAGAGAUCCUUAAGAAUCCCAAUUCUGAGUUUUCAAAGUUUUGUGAGACAAAAUAUCAAGAGCUUAUUCACCCUACAAUGGAAUCAUCGAUUUUUAGCAAUUUGGAUAAAAAUGAAGUUGUAUUGAAUUCAUGGAGGUCCUUGAGCGUAUUCUAUGAGUCGUUUGUUAACAUGGCAAGUUCGAUAUGGAUGCUUCAUAAACUGGCCUUUUCAUUCAAUCCCGUGGUUGAGAUCUUUCAAGUUGAGCGAGGCGUAGAAUUCUCCAUGGUGUAUAUGGAAGAUGUUACGAGGAAGUCUAUGUUGCCUGGAAAAGCUAGGGGAAAAGUGGGGUUCACAGUAGUUCCGGGAUUUAAAAUUGGGAGGACGGUUGUCCAGGCUCAGGUUUAUCUAACCAGCAUGAAGUGUACAGAGUAGUAAUUUGUGUUUCCAUGUGUAGAAAACAGAGGAAAUGACUACACUCAAGGCUACUCUAUUUGGGGAUCAGCAAACAACACGGAAAACGGAUGAGGAUUGUAAUGACAUCUGGAGAGCUUUGUUUGUUGGUUGAUUAUACUGAUACAAAAUAAAUAUUGAAGUUGGAGUUUCCUAAUCCAAAGAUGCCUGGUUACCAUAUUGAAGAAGGAAACUUGGCAAAACGCAUGUUAAAAAGUUCAAGUUCCUUGCUGUGGUAUGGCAGCUCUGUGAUCAUCUUGUCAUAUUACCUAUCAAUCUAUCUGGUUGUGAAUUUACUUUCUCUCCUUUUUCUUAGGAUUCUCUGUUGAGUUCCAUGUAGAGAAAUCUGUAAAGCAGUUCUUCAAACUGUCUGUUUUUGGGUUAUCUGACACUAAAAUAGUGUACCAAAUUGUGUAUCUAAACCAAGUGUUUGAAUAUUACAAUAGUGUUAACUUCCAA
Vitis riparia (riverbank grape) is the source of this 2167-nucleotide messenger RNA. Its product is annotated as protein GRAVITROPIC IN THE LIGHT 1-like. Lineage: Eukaryota; Viridiplantae; Streptophyta; Magnoliopsida; Vitales; Vitaceae. The record is from RefSeq and is a predicted model, not a curated record. The coding region runs from base 227 to 1690 and encodes 487 amino acids. The transcript has a single exon. Gene Ontology annotation, biological process: response to red or far red light; negative gravitropism.